This is a messenger RNA of Lachancea lanzarotensis, 939 nucleotides long. It is a transcript of the gene PEP8, whose product is annotated as LALA0S07e07712g1_1. Gene Ontology annotation, cellular component: retromer complex; endosome. Lineage: Eukaryota; Fungi; Ascomycota; Saccharomycetes; Saccharomycetales; Saccharomycetaceae. The transcript has a single exon. Gene Ontology annotation, biological process: retrograde transport, endosome to Golgi; intracellular protein transport. Bases 1 to 939 code for a protein of 312 amino acids. The record is from RefSeq and is a predicted model, not a curated record.
AUGGCUCUCUUUUUUAAAGCGCCAAUCGAUAUAGAAAUUUUGCUAGAUGGCGAAGAGUCUCGCAAACACGUUGAAAUAGCCAACUCCUCAGACAGUCCGACUGCAAGAACGCUCAAAGACCGAUAUCCUAUCUACGAGGACGGUGAAAGUGUAAGCGGCAGGGUCACAUUGAGAGUCAAGGAGGGAAAGAAGUUGGAACAUUUAGGUGUGAAAGUGAGCCUUGUUGGAAGUGUUGAUUUAUUGAAGUCAAAUGGGGAAAGUAAGAAACGGCCCGCAGAAACGUUUCUAAGUUUAAGUGCAGAUCUUUGUCCGCACGGGGAAUUGAUGCACUCUCAAAACUUUCCUUUCCAUUUCAAAGAUGUUGAAAAACGAUACGAAUCUUAUAGGGGCAAGAAUGUGGACGUCUCUUAUUAUGUGAAGGUUACUGUUUUCCGAAAAUCAACUGAUAUUGUCAAACACAAGCGGUUUUGGUGUCUACUUUACAACCGGGAUGCUCUACUGCCUGCAGUUUCCAGCACUCCUGCUGAUGCUAAGUCUGUAAAACUGAACAUUGGGAUCGAAAACUGUCUCCACAUAGAAUUCGAAUACUCCAAAUCCCAGUUUUCUCUUAAGGACGUGAUUGUAGGAAGAAUAUACUUCUUGCUCACAAGACUAAAAGUCAAGCACAUGGAGCUCAGCGUUAUUACGAGGGAAACAUGCGGAUUGGAGCCCAAUCAGCUUUCGGACUCUACGUCUAUCCGUUAUGAGAUUAUGGAUGGUUCCCCAGUGAAGGGAGAGACAAUACCCAUACGCCUCUUCUUAGGGGGAUACGAUCUGACGCCUAGCAGCCAAUCCAACUACUUUAGUAUCAAGAACUAUUUGAGUUUAGUGAUCAUCGACGAUGAUGGCAGGAGAUAUUUUAAGCAAUCCGAGAUUAUGCUAUACAGAAAGCGGAACUGA